CUACCCCACGUCCAUGCUCAUAUCCGGAGAGAGAGAGAGAGAGAGAGAGCGAGCGAGACACACAGAGAGAGAACGAGAGGAGGGAAAGACUGGCGUCCGUCUUUAUUGCUCUGCAGACUUGUGCGUGACCUAUCUGCUCCCGGAUUUCCCUGCAACUUUUUAUUUUUUUUUUUGUUUUGUUUUUGCGUUUUUUUAUACUGUUGUUCUUGUCGCAUUCCUCCUUCCUUUGGAAUGAACUGUUUUUCUGCCUGCAUCGUUUCCAUGUCAGCAUGGGAACUGCUGUGUCCAAGAGGAAGAAUUUAAGAAACGAUGCGAUUUCUUCUGUGGCAGCAAAAGUUAGAGCAGCACGAGCAUUUGGAGAGUACCUGUCCCACACACACCCUGAAAACCGAAACGGAUCAGCUCAUCUUCUGUGUGAAACCUUGGUGGGUCCCGACCCGGAGUCGCCAAGUGACACAAUUGGCCCCAGCAACAACAACCACCUCCAUUCCUGCUCCAACACAAAGGGCUGUGAGGACAAACAGGAGACCAGCCUAGUGACACAGCCACUGGGCUUACUUCAGCCACCUCCGCCUUCCAUCACAAUUUCUACCAAGGUACCAGCACGAUUGUCCCUUGAGCGCAGCUUCUCAGUGGAGGAAGACCAGCAGAAGUGUGUGGAGUGUACACUGCAACCCUCACGCGUGUACACCAUCACCACCCAGCACGGUAUGCUGAUGAGCACCGGCCGGGGCAGCAAGGAGAGCCUAGAACUGGAUGUCCUAAAGGAGAAGUCGGGGAGUGGUGGGGUAGGAUCUAGAGGUGGCUCGGUCCAACCUUCCACUUCUCCUUCCUCCGCCUCAUCGUCUCCAACCCAAUACCACCGUCCAGGCAAUGGCCGUGGCACCAGCAGCUGUGGUGGCAGCCACCAUCACAGCAACCACCACCAUAGCAAUCACCAUCAUGGGAACCACCACCACCACAAUGUUUCAGGCACGAAUCCACCUUCCAGCAGUGGAGGAAGUAGUGGGGCAAGUGGAAGCAGCAGCAGCAGCAACCAGCAGCAGCUAGCCACCGCAGGCGCUCACUCUCAUCAUGCAUCACACCACCACCCCCACCAUCAUCAUCACCUGUCUCAACCGCCCCUGCAGACCUCCGUCAGUGCCCACAACAUUCGUAGCUGGGGCGAAAGUGGAAAAGGGGAGGCGGAGUGCAGCGGGUUGGUUUGUGACUCAUGCAGUACUGCUCCCUCACGAAGCCAGGGUUCGCUGGACCUGGAGAGUGCAUCAAGAGAAGCAGGCAAGCAGCACCGACGCCUAGAGCGGAUGUGGAGUGUGGACCGGAUGACUGGGCUGGAGAGAGAGGACACCAACUGGUUCCCCAAGGAAAAUAUGUUCACCUUUCAAACUGCCACAACAACCAUGCAGGCGAUAUCGGCUUUCCGGGGAUUUGUGCAGAGAAAAAGGAGAGAGAGGGAGCAGGAGUCGGCAGAAGUCAUCCAGAGGAACUUCCGGAAGCAUCUUCGGAUGGUGGGCAGCAGAAGGAUUAAAGCACAGAGUGGAGACCUGCAGACCUCUUGUGGCACCCUGGAUGAAGGAGGUCUUGAUGACACUAUAGACUGGGAGGAGGAAAGAGAGAUGGAGAGGCUGGCCUGUGAGGGAGAUGACUUUGUACCUCCCAAAAUCAUGCUGAUCUCUUCUAAGGUCCCCAAAGCGGAGUACAUUCCCACCAUAAUCCGCAGGGAUGACCCCUCCAUCAUCCCCAUCCUCUAUGACCAUGAACAUGCAACUUUUGAUGAUAUUUUGGAGGAAAUAGACAAGAAGCUCACAGCUUACAGGAGAGGAAGCAAGUUCUGGAGGAUGCUCAUCUUUUGUCAGGGAGGCCCCGGUCAUCUCUAUUUACUGAAGAAUAAAGUGGCAACCUUUGCUAAGGUGGAAAAGGAGGAGGACAUGAGCCAAUUCUGGAGGAGACUCAGUCGCUUCAUGAGUAAAAUCAAUCCAGAACCAAACCUGAUCCACAUAAUGGGAUGCUAUGUCCUGGGUAACCCCAAUGGAGAGAAGCUGUUCCAGAAGCUGAAGAAUCUGAUGAGGCCUUAUUCUGUUGAGUUCGAGUCGCCGCUGGAGCUGUCUGCGCAGGGCAAAGAGAUGAUCGAGACAUACUUUGACUUCCGCCUCUACCGCCUUUGGAAGACACGGCAACACUCCAAACUCUUGGACUAUGAGGAUUUUUUGUGACAAAGACAUCUGGAUCAACGGUGCAGCGGAGCCGUCCAGUGCCACGAGGAACCUGUUAAAACUGAUCCAGCAACUGAACAUUGCGUUACUGUAGUGGUUGGCCUGUCAAGUCAACACAUACAGUCAUACCUGCUUUCACCCUUGAGAGGCUUCGGAGAAGAGGGAAGGCAGCAGCAGAACAAGGGGCUGAAGAUAAAUGAAAUUAUGCUGUGCCUCUGCUCUUCCUCCUUUUCAAAACUAAAUGUCACAGACUAACAAAAAAAGGCCGAAUCAGCAUCAAGAAAGAGGAAAAAGCAAGAGAGAGAUGGAUUAUCUGCAUCAUAGCAAACAAAUAUGUCUGCCUCUUGAGUUUGAAAGCAAAUCCAUAUAUCAAAUGUGUAAAAAAAAAAAAAAAGAAAAGAAAUACCAUUUGAGUCACACUUCUCUGUUGCAAGGACUUAAUUUUUGAAGCUGAUGUGCUUCAGAAAACUUGCUGAAACUCAUUCUGUCAUACUGUGGUUCUGUGUUUUGACUGGACCUCUCCAAUAAUCUCAGACCCCAGAGUGAAAUACAAAAUAAACCAUAUGUCGAUGUGUGUAUAUAUCACAUUAAUAUAUUAGCAUAGCUUCAGUCAUGCAAAUACUCUAUAUGAGAGAAAUGAGGCAUCAUUUAUUUUUGAUGUGCAUUGUUGUGCAGUUUCAUAUGGAAAUACUUUGGAAUAACUCAGGUUUUAGCCAUGAAGUAAUUAACCUGUUUGUCUAUCAAGAUAUUGUAAUCUUCAUCACCAUUGCUUGGAAUGAAUGUAUUAUCGCUCCAGAGAUGCGUCUUUGGUUCGAGGAACUAUUGUUUUGGGGUGGAAAGUACAAUGUUCUGACAUUGUGUGAAUGUGUGUUUUACUUGUUAAAAAACAAAACAAAAAAAGCAAACAAAAACAUGCAGAUGUGUGUAUUUUCUCUAACUGCUCCUCUGGUAAAGGAAAACUUUCAUUCCCAAAACUAUCCUUCUGUCACAUACAUCCAAACGCAAAGACAGUCUAGUAUCCUUCAUGAUGUCAAGAGGGAUGUAACAGCCAUGCAAGUGCUCCUAGUCCUGUAAGUGUAGGAGUUUCCUUAUUGAUCUCUCCUGCUCUUUUGCAGAAGGUUCAGGCCACUUAGCAGGCCCUUGUCAACAGUGCGGGCUGCACUCGCUAUCUGCCAAACACACUUGGCUUCUCUUAAUGGCAGCCAACCAAGCUUCCGCUGCCUCUCGCUUCACUGGGCUGUGAUCCAGUCCGAGGACCAGAGCUUUCCGAAUUUGCCAGGAGUUUAAGCUGUUAGCAUCUAUUUGCUUCCCCUUCUAGGUGUCACUGUAUGACUGACUCGAGUGACCUGAGCAGUCUCAAACAGAUUAAGGAGGGUCAAGCGCUCACACAAACAUACAGUACAUGCACACAAAUGCUAGGGCUGGGACAGAAAUAUAGUUUAAGAAAUCGUUAAAUCAGGGCUAAGUUAAAAAGCCAUUUUACACGUACAGUACCACGUCUGAAGGUCAGUUCGCUCGUAAUGAGAAGGACUGCUCCCGUGAAAAUGUUUUAUAAUGUCUUCUGUGGCUCAGGGGGAACAUUUUAGAAAGAAGUGAACCUGGUUUAUGUGAGAGCUUGCAUUACAAACUGGUGGUGUUGAAUUUGAAAGAUGUGGGAGUUUGGACUGAAAGAAAAGUUGCAUUAGGGGAAGUGUAGGAUUCAGGGUUUUAAACUGUGACUUAAAUCAAGAUCACAUGUUAAAAGGAAUUGAUUCAGAAAUCCUGCUCAUCCCAAAGGUUCACAGACUCUAAACAUUUAUCAAAAGCAGCUGAUUCAAUCACAUUCUGAUAAGUGCCCAAGAUCCUAAAAUCUACACUUCCCAUAAUAGUUUUAUGUAACAAAAAGCAGCAACUCUUAGAAAGCACAAAAAUCUCAAUUCUACAUUUUUUUAUUUAUUUUUUUGCCAUCUAAAGCAGGUAGUCUGCAAAAUAUUCUGCCUCUGUUUAAAUGUGUCAGCCUGAGAAAUAAGCUGAGGCCAGAAUAUUGAGCUGUUGUGCUUCCUGAGUGCUGUGUCAGAGGGAGCAAUUAUUGUGAAUGCAUUUACGAUUUACUUGAAGGUGCAACACAACGUGACGUGAAGUCACAGCUUUCUGUUCAGCACUUCUAAAUGUUCUGAAUGGUUUCGAAUGUAAUUUCAAACCGAUUGUUGAGUGUGGGUGCAGAGGUUGCAGUCAGGAUGGUGAAACCUUUCAGAUUAGAGUGGUCAACCUGUCCUAGCCCUGCGUAACACAGACACAUGCAAAUAAACACACACCAGGCAAAGCUUUUCUACAUCAGUGUAUGGUAAAUACUUUUCCAUUUGUCAUUUAUUUGUGUGGAUGUGUUAAUAUUUGAGCAUUAUGAGCAGAACUUUUUUGUGUUUUUAAGUCAGCCAGUCUCACUGGAGUGCUCUCUACAGGCUUAACAUUGGUUUUUAUUUGCAUUUGUCCUCUCUGACUUAGAAAUGCUGGCCUACAGUUUGUCUGGCACAGUUAAGUGCUCUCUCAGCCUGAGUCACGGAGUACAUGUUUUCACUACAGAUUUAAAAGUCCACAGUUAUGCAAAAUGCCAUUUCCUGAGUCAUUUUAAUUCCAGAAAAAAAAAAGCAUUAUGCUGCCAAAUUCUUGAAGAUUUUGUCCUAAAUGGCUUCUGGAUUUAAUGGGAUAUUAUUUGAUAGGGUGAAUUCAAAAGCACCAAAGAAAAGAAAUUAUAAUUUACAAUACUCUAAAUUCACUGACCUCUGACUCAGGAGUUUGAGAGCACUUUCCUCUGUUUUCAAACAAACAAAUAAACAAAAACCAACAUUUCACCAGAAAUCUAAUUAAAGAUGCAAAUGUGUCUA
This is a messenger RNA of Archocentrus centrarchus (flier cichlid), 5074 nucleotides long. RefSeq names its product NMDA receptor synaptonuclear signaling and neuronal migration factor a (gene nsmfa). The coding region runs from base 270 to 2213 and encodes 647 amino acids. Gene Ontology annotation, biological process: regulation of neuron migration; regulation of neuronal synaptic plasticity. Lineage: Eukaryota; Metazoa; Chordata; Actinopteri; Cichliformes; Cichlidae. The record is from RefSeq and is a predicted model, not a curated record. The transcript has 15 exons.